CGGCGGAAAGCCUGGCCACAGAGUCGGCUGGACCCGGCCGUAGUGUCACCUUCCACCGCCAUGCACCGCGCCCCGCGCUGACGGACCUCCGGCCCGGAGGGGGAAGCAUGGAGAAUCGGAGUGUGCCUCCGGGGCCUUAUCGGGCCACCAAGCUGUGGAAUGAAGUUACGACAUCUUUUCGAGCAGGAAUGCCUCUAAGAAAACACAGGCAACACUUUAAAAAAUAUGGCAAUUGUUUCACAGCAGGAGAAGCAGUGGAUUGGCUUUAUGACCUAUUAAGAAAUAAUAAUAAUUUUGGUCCCGAAGUAACAAGGCAACAGACUAUCCAAUUAUUGAGAAAAUUUCUUAAGAAUCAUGUAAUUGAAGAUAUCAAAGGGAGAUGGGGAUCAGAAAAUCUUUAUGACAACGGUCAGCUAUUCAGAUUUCCUGCAAAUUCUCCACUUAAAACUCUUCCACGGAGGCAUCCAGAAUUGAGAAAAAACAGCAUAGAGAACUUUUCCAAAGAUAAAGACAGUAUUUUUAAAUUACGAAACUUAUCUCGUAGAACUCCUAAAAAGCAUGGAUUACAAUUCUCUCAGGAAAAUACUGAGAACAUGAACUGUGAAAUAAUCAAUGAAGAUCAAGAAAACUCAGUUGAUAAUAGAGAAAUAAGUCAGAAAGAUAUUGAAGAAGUUUGGAGAUACAUUAUUCUGAACUACCUUCAAACCAUUUUAGGGGUGUCAUCCCUAGAAGAAGUCAUAAACCCAAAACAAGUGAUUCCUCAAUAUAUAAUGUACAACAUGACCAAUACAAGUAAACAUGGAGUAGUUGUACUACAAGACAAAUCAGAUGAUCUUCCUCAUUGGGUAUUAUCUGCCAUGAAGUGUCUAGCAAAUUGGCCAAGAAGUAAUGACAUGAAUAAUCCAACCUACGUUGGAUUUGAACGAGAUGUAUUUAGAACAAUUGCAGAUUAUUUUCUAGAUCUCCCUGAACCUCUACUUACCUUUGAAUAUUAUGAAUUAUUUGUGAACAUUUUGGUUGUUUGUGGCUACAUCACAGUUUCAGAUAGACCCAGUGGGAUACAUAAAAUCCAAGAUGAUCUACAGUCUUCAAAAAUCCUUCACUUAAACAGUUUGAAUUCCUUCAAAUCAACUGAGUGUCUUCUUCUCAGUCUGCUUCGCAAAGACAAAAACAAAGAAGAAUCAAAUACUACUGAGAGACUGCAGAUAAGCGAUCACGGAUUUCAAGAAAAAUGUGUUAAGAAAGUGCAGCUAGUUGAUUUAAAAAACAGAAGAGCCAGUGCUAAUGACAUAAUAGGAGGAAGCUGUCAUAGUUUAAUAGGCUUAAGUAGUAUGCAUGCUUUAUCCUCUAACAUCAAACCAAGGUGCUAUUCUUUAGAAGGAAUUAUAGAUUUGCCAGGGAGUUCAUGUAAAGAGGUCUCCAGUGUCAUCCAUCAAUCUAUUCUGAAUAUAGAAGGACAAAAUAAUAAACAAUUUUUAGAGUCUGAGAUCAAACAGGAAUCCAUAAUGAAUCUUCAUUCAGAGGAAAGUAUUCAAAAGCCACUCUGUGUUGGUUUUAAGAGAACCUCUACUAUGACUGUUCAAGACCAAGAGGAGUUAUAUAAUGGGAAAAGCAAGUCAAGACAGCUUUGUAGAUCUCAGAGUUUACUUUUAAGAAGUAGUACGAAGAGGAAUAGUUAUAUCAAUAUGCCAGUGGCUGAAAUUAUCAUGAAACCAAAUCUUGGACAAGGCAGCACAAGUGUGCAAACAGCUAUGGAAGGUGAACACGGAGAGUUUAGUGCCACAAUCAAUAAAAGACUCUGCAAAAGUACAAUAGAACUUUCAGGAAAUUCUUUACCUUCAGCCUCUUCUAUAUUGACUGGCACACAAAGUUUGCUGCAACCUCAUUUAGAGAGGGUUGCCAUCAAUGCACUACAGUUAUGUUGCUUGUUACUUCCCCCACCAAAUCGUAGAAAGCUUCAACUUCUGAUGCGCAUGAUUUCUCGGAUGAGUCAAAAUGUUGAUAUGCCCCAACUUCAUGAUGCAAUGGGUACAAGAUCACUGAUUAAAAAUCCUGGAGAUGGACUGAUUGCGCCUUUGCCAACAUAUUCAUACUGUAUGCAGAUUAGUGCUCAGGAGUUUGAUGAACAAAAAGUUUCUACCUCUCAAGAUGCAAUUGCAGAACUUUUGGAGAAUAUUAUUAAAAGCAAGAGUUUGCCUUUAAAGGAGAAAAGGAAAAAACUAAAACAGUUUCAGAAGGAAUAUCCACAGAUAUAUCAGAAAAGAUUUCCAACCACGGAAAGUGAAGCAGCACUUUUUGGUGAUAAACCUACAAUCAAGCAACCAAUGCUAAUUUUAAGGAAACCAAAGUUUCGUAGUAUGAGAUAGUAACUGAAUUACAAAUUAUAUAAUACUUGUGAAACUUAAGUAAAUAAAGCCAUAUCUAAGAAUCCAGCUACUUUUUAAAAAGGAAGUCUGUUUAUUAUUUAGUUUUUUCCUAAACAAAGCACAUUGUACAAGGAAGUGCCAAAAUAGUUUUUAUCAAUGUGAAAUUGCUAAAAAACUAGUGGAUCCCAACUGAGAGAAAAUAAUAAUAGAUGAUACCAGAUAUUUUAAUAGAAAUCAAUCUUUGUUUUUUUAUAGAACUAUCUGGAAAAGCUAUCAUCGUGUGUACUAAAAUUAUAUUUACUUGAAUUUUAAAACUGACAUGUUCAGUAAAAUUAAUCUCUAAUUCUGUUUUCAAAAGAAAACUCAGCAUGUGUACAUAUGAAUAUUAGCUUAAAGAAUUAGUUGUGUAAGGUUACUUUUGUUUUUAAGUUAAGAAUGUGAAGAAUAUUUGAAAACUCAAUGAAUUCUCAACUGCUAAAUAUUGCACUCAUUGUUUUUACUUUUGAUCUAUUUAUAUAUGUAUGUGUUUUUAAAAUGUGUAUAUAUAGACUUUGGUUUGCCUUAAAAAUGUAUCCUAACUGCUUCAGUCAUUCAUUUUUUUCAGUAAAUAUGUAAGACAAUCAUGUAUUCAUUCAUAAGAUAUUUAUUUAGCAACUACUAUGAGCCUUUCAUUAUUUUAGGUAUGGAGAGACAAUGAUGAAUAACAUAAAACCUCUUCCCUUAAAGUAUUUAUUUUCUAAUUAAGGGAGAUACACCUAACAGAUACUUAAAAAUAACAAUACACCCACCCCCCAAAAAUCAAGUCAUGGGGAGUCCUUCAGCUGAAGACUGACCUCUUUGAUUACGAGACAGUUCUCUAAGCUAGUAUUUUGUAUUUUUCAAACUGUUACAUAUUAGAAUCACCUGGAGAGCUUUUAAUAAUAUAUUCUUAGGCCCUACCUUAUAACAAAUCCAAAUUUUGAGGGAUGGUAUAUAGCAGCAAUUUUCAACCUUUUUCAUCUCAUGGCACACAUAAACUAAUUAUAAUAUUCUGUGGCACACCGAAAAAUCUUAUUAUAUUUUUACCAAUCUGACAAAAAGAAGGGUAUAAUUCUGAUUCAGUCACACUGGACAGCUAUUGCUGUGUUGGCUGUUGUUUUUUCAUUUGACAACCUAAGGGAAGAGAGGUCAGUGCCCCUGACUAAAUAGUCAUAUAUUGCAUGUUUUAAAAGUUCUUAUGGCAUACCGGUUGAAAAUAGGUGGUAUAUAGUAUAGGUAUCAGUAUUUUUCAAGCUUUCUAUGUGAUUCCAGUAUUCAGCCAACUUUGAGAAUCAGUGCCCAAAACACUUUGUAAAAUAAAUGUCAGGCUGGGGCACACUGGCUUUUUAUUAGAAGAAAAUCUAUAAUAAAAGGGUAAUAUGCUACUUAGAUCGGAUGUCCUUCCGAAGGUCCUUCCUUCCAGACAAAGCCACCGUGGUGGUGGGCAGGGCCACAGCAGAGACCCCCAGCCACAGUGCGGUGGUGGGAGGGCGACAAGGCCCUUGUCGCCCUUGCACGAAUUUCGUGCAUUAGGCCUCUAGUACCAGUAUAAAUGCCUCUCAUCUUAAUACAAAAUUCUCAAAUUUAGUUUUUAUUUGGCACAAACUCGAAGCAGUUUUCCUUCCCUAUUUAUUGCAAGAUUGUUUAAUAUCCAUUUCUUAAGUGUAAAGAUAUACAUAAUGCCUGGGAUGUAGUAAACACUUAUUCAAUGACUGUUUUUGAUUUCUCAAUGUAAUGUACUAUAAAAUGAUAAUGUUCUAUUUGAAAUUACUGUCUUUUUAGUAAAAAUUUGGACAGAAAAUAAUAAAUAUAUUUUGCCCAGAAUAGUUAUGAAAAGUAUUGUAUCAGAUUAUAAUUCUUUCCAAGGUGUUUGUGUGCUAAAAGUUUUUCUGUUUAAAGGUGUGUAAUAAUGUGAAUUAUGUUGCAUAUUGAGAUAAAAAUUAUGGGUUUUGUAACAA
Messenger RNA from Myotis brandtii (Brandt's bat), 4342 nucleotides. RefSeq names its product DEP domain containing 1 (gene DEPDC1). The record is from RefSeq and is a predicted model, not a curated record. Gene Ontology annotation, biological process: intracellular signal transduction. NCBI's taxonomy places the organism in Eukaryota, Metazoa, Chordata, Mammalia, Chiroptera, Vespertilionidae. Gene Ontology annotation, cellular component: transcription repressor complex; nucleus. The transcript is spliced from 11 exons. The coding region runs from base 108 to 2366 and encodes 752 amino acids.